Ostertagia ostertagi is the source of this 321-nucleotide messenger RNA. Lineage: Eukaryota; Metazoa; Nematoda; Chromadorea; Rhabditida; Trichostrongylidae. The record is from the annotation of a GenBank genome assembly.
AUGAUGGUGCUCUUCUAUGUUCGCUGCUUCGUGUUGCUCCUAUGGAGCCUCUACCCGGUCUGCCAAUCUACUAUCGACGACGAUACGGUUUCAAGAGCCAGUUUAGGUGCAUGGGUUACUCUACGCGACGGUGUCGAUGAAGCAGUAAUCAAAGUGGCGAAGAUGAACGAUGUUGGUGUCGAUGAACAUACUUUCGAUAGAGCGGAAGCGUUUUGCAAACAAGAUGACUCCCAUCUGACGUCUGUUCUAUCCGAAAACGAGAUGAAAUUUAUUGGAGAGGGGGUGGAAACCCGCCCGCGCUAUCUUAUCGGCACGGCCUAG